Rotaria sp. Silwood2 is the source of this 1170-nucleotide messenger RNA. The record is from the annotation of a GenBank genome assembly. NCBI's taxonomy places the organism in Eukaryota, Metazoa, Rotifera, Eurotatoria, Philodinida, Philodinidae.
AUGCAAUCGAUAAAAAAGACUUUUCAUAUACCGGAAUCGUAUUCACUCAAAUCAGAUUAUGCAAAACCGAGUAUCAUUAUUUCACUCACUCCACUUGUUUCAUCCUGUUCAUCAUCAUUAUCAAAUUACGUCGGUGGUUUACGACCUUAUUAUCAACAAAAUAAAUAUCCCUUCAUAUCGACUGCACCACCUUUGUUAUCAUCUCGCGUACCAUCUAUCAAUAUUCAUAAGAUUAAUGAUGAUUAUCUUGAAACGUCAUCAUUCCCGAAUAAAAUUUUAGAAAAGAAUUCAUUCAAAAAUGAACAUAGUUCUUUACCAGCAGAUGAGUCGAAAUUAUCAUCCCAAUCAAAAUCCUUUACCAAUGCAACAGUAAAUAGAUCAAAAUUUUCAUCUAAAAAUGCUUCAACAACAGUUCCUGAUACAACGAUUGUAUCACUAUCAAAUAAUGAUAAUUUAGUAACCAAAGGCAAACAUCGAUUAUCUGAUGACGUUGAACGUAUUGUUCAAGAACACUUAAAAUAUGUUCGUGAAGAUGUAUCACAUGGCUGGGAUUUAAUACAUCAAGACGGUGAAAUGAAAGUCUACCGACGUGAAGUUGAAGAAAAUGGAAUUGUUGUUGAUCCACUGAAGUGUUUUCAUACGAUAAAAGGUGUUACCGGUCAUGAAAUUUGUCAUUAUUUUUGGGAAUUUCAAUAUCGAAUGGAAUGGGAAACGACACUUGAUUCAACAAAAAUAAUUGAAGUAUUAGAUCCGGAUACAGUGAUAUUUUUUCAAGUACAUAAACGUGUAUGGCCAGCUGCACAACGUGAUUCAUGUUUUUGGUCUCAUAUUCGAUAUAUAUCGAAUUCCGAUGAAGAUCAACCAACAUGGCUUGUUGUUAAUUAUACUACACCGCAUCCACUUGCACCUAUUAAGUCACCUCAAGUUCGUCUUAUUGCUAAUGUUGCUCUAAUAUGUGAAACAAUUAUAUGUGAGCCACCAUUAAACCCACAAGAUAUAAAACGUGAAAACAUUCAAUGCAAACUUACUUAUGUUGCUUUUGUCAAUCCUGGUGGAUGGGUUCCCAGUGCAGCAUUAAGAGGUGUGGCAAAACGUGAAUAUCCUCGUUUUCUUAAACGUUUUACAUCUUAUGUAGUUGAACAGACACGCAAUAAACCCAUCCUAUUUUGA